UUUUUUCGGGUUUCGGCUUUGCUGUGGCUGUUGGAAGAAAUAACUUGUGCUUCGACGAAAAAGAUGAGUUUUGUAGUGAAAGUGUCAUUUGUGCGUGAAUUUGCCGUUUUUUUUCGGGAAAAGGUGGAGGCGUCGUAGAGCACAGGUCCACGACAAUUAUUCGGCCGUAGCCGGAUUUUAGCGGUGUUUCAUGAGCUGUUUCAGAUCUGGCUGGAAGGAAGGGGCUGUGAAGUGUGGGGAAAUUAAUGUGCUUAGUGGUGAUAACGUAGAAUGGAUGCUUGAUUUGUAAUUUUGUGAAAUUCAUUCAAAAAUCCAAGAUGGCAGCCUUCAUAGGAUAAAAGUCGAACGGCCAGAAGAAACGAAGAGCGUGAGAGCAAGAGCAUUCAAAGAGAAGGAGAUCCGUAUUAAUGUGGGCGAGAAAUUAAAAAGAGCGGGAGAGCGUUGAAGUCGCAAGUAUUUUGUGAGAACAAAUUAACAGGUUGUGAUUUUUUGUGCUGGCGAAACUUGUUUCGCAAGGAAAUGUAGUGAAAAAUUAAGGAAAAGCUCAAGAAUAAAAAAACGGGUGGAAGAAAAGUGCACGGAAAAGUAAAACCCUUGUCGGGAAACUCUUUUUUUCUGCGGGAAAAGAGAGCAGACAUACAUACACACACACAUACAGAAGUGGAAAACUCUUAAUCAGAAAGUAAUUUGCGCUGCCAGCGUUCAUCCCUUGCGGGAGCGAAGAGAAGUGUGGACGGUUUAUCCCGUGUGCUGAAAAGCUGGUGAAAAGUGGAAAUUAAAUUUUUCCUCUUAGUAAGAAGAAAAUCAAAAGAAGAACGCCUUUUUCGGCGAAACGGAAGGAAAAGUCGAAAGCAGCUCUAGUUCUUUUUUUUUUGUUUGAGAAACAGAAGGAGUACGGAAACCGGCAGAAAUUCGGUGAAGAGAAGUUAGUUUUUUUUUUCCUGGAGAAGAAAUCCUGCCUUUGGGAAAGUACUUGAGGAUCCUGCAAAAAUGCUGCCGCUGCUGUUCUUUGUUUUGCUGACAGCGUCCGCCGCCCUAGGUGGCUCCGACAAGAGCAGUCACACGUCGAUGGUGAAGACGCUGCGGUCCGACGUCGGGCUGGCCGGCAAGGUCGUCGCGUUCAAUGCCACAAGCGCGGGCUCCCGCAAGCCGAAGCGCUCCAACGGCGAGAUCCCGCUGCUGAUCAUCCGGCCGAUCGACGGCAAGAAGAAGAAGAAGGUCUACAAGGAUCCCGGCGUGAAGAUCAUGUCCGGGGGCGUGGCCUCGUAUGGGAACUACCCGGAAAUCCAUACGAGCGAUGGCGAAAUCUUCUCGCUAGAGCACAUGCUGCCAAUCCUCGGCCUGGAGAUGGUCUUCAAGGGCAUGCCCAAGUACCCGCACUUGUCGAACCAUUUCAUUCCGUCCCCACAGUUUAAGCCAUCGGAGUUCCACCAGUUCCUGACGUCUUCUCCGGGUAAGGGCAAGGAAGAACUGCUGCAUCCGACGCUUUCGCUGGCUCCGGCUCAGUCCCUUCCGUCGCCCCCACCGCCAAACUUUGCGCCGGCCAUAAAUACCGAGGAUCAGCUGCUGAAGCUGGGCCAGCAGGCUAUUAGCAAGCUGGAGACGCCCGGAUCGACGGCAUCGCUGGUCCAGGAGAAGCCGGCCUUUGUGAAGCCGGACCAACUACCAAGCUUCGGUUCGUCGAGCUUCUUCGGUGGUCACAAUGACAUUUUCAAGCAUCAAAAGCCAAGCUUUGGUCCUGCUCCCUCCUCCCAACAAACCUUUUACAAGAAACCCCAAAUGGUCAGUCCGUUGUCAAUUUCGACCAACUUUUACUACCCAAAAAAUGUUGCCACUGAAGAGCAGCAACAGCAUCAGUACUACAAACAUCAAUCCCAACAUCAGUCCCAAGCUCCCCAAACCUACUCCCACCAAGCCCCGGCUCCGACUCCGGUGACUCACGUCAACUACUACUUCCCCAAGGAGAUCGAAGCCUCUCCCCAACCUCAGCCCCAAACCGUGGCCCACCAAUAUCCGGCACCCCCAUCCAUUCAGCAUCCCUCCAUCCCGGUGAACACAGUUCAAAAUGGCGAACAUGUUGACUUUGUUGUUCCCAAGCAACCCUCCCACGAAUCCCAGAGCAAUCCCUCGGACAAGCAGCCCUUCACGGCGUUCAAGAACCAGUACAAGCAAACCUUCCAAAAGUACCAGGCCCUGCCCCAGCAGCAGCUCCAACAGCCCAACUUUUACGCUCACAAACAGCAACCCCAGUUCGAGUACUCCAACUCCAAGCCCAACAGCUAUGAAAACGGUCCCGUCACCUACGAAUACCACGGUCCCUCCUCCUACCACAACCGGUCCAAGGUCGAAACGCAGCACCUACCGGAACCUCUCCCAUACUCCGCUCCCCAGUACCUGCCCCUGCCCCAGGCCCAACCCCUCCAACAACCCGCUCCCGCCCUAACCCUGCACCAGACCCAUCCCCACCAGCACCAAAGCCAGCAGCAGCAGCCCAGUCCCCAGUCCCAGUCCUUCCAAUCGUCCUCCCACCAAAGCAGCAACGGAGCCCACUGGAAGCUGGCCCGGCGGAACCACGACCACAUCAAGCCCGUCGUCGAGCCGGCGGUUGACUCCGAGGCGGACAGUUCCCACGCGCCAACCAGCCCGGUCCAGUCGGUGGUCGUCAAGUCGUCGAAGCCCGUCGAAAAGUCCACCACCGAGGUGAAGGUCGAGGUCAAGCAUCCGGUGUCCGUCGUUGCCCAGUCCAGGUCGGAUGAUAAGCAGCAGCAGGGGGCAAGACAGGAGCAGAAGCAGCAGGAUAACGGACGCAGUUCAGGGACAUCGGCGACAACGAGAAAGCCUCGGCAGUGAAGAUUUCGAAGCAAUCUAACGGCCAGCGAGCACGUGAAUCUACCGGUGUGAUGCUGUACCAGAGAGAGUGAGAAAGAGGUCAGAUAACAUGAUGAGAGAGAGAAAUCUUCAGCCACCUGUUGAUAACAACGUCGAAAGAUGGAGGAAAACCCCCGAAAACAUCGCACGAACGGAAAGCUUUCCGGCAAGUUUGGAGCUUUUACGUAAUUGACGCGGUGGCUGUCAUUGAACUUUUGUGAGGCGCAUUUGUACCAGAAGCUUGCUGAUUUGUUGUUAAAUUAUAAUUAUACUGCUAAUGUUGAAUUGUUUGUGUGAGAAUGAUUGUUUGUUAGAAGAAUGAAAGAGAGUUAGUUUGAGUUAUAAUGAUUUGUUUAAAAGUUACCUAACCAGAAUUGUUAAAGUUUGAUUUCAUGGUUCUUUCUCCCUGUCUAAGCCUUCCAUAGAUUUCAAACCUAGCAAAUAAUCGUAAACUCUACUGAUAGUGAAUAAUUUAUUGACUCUGCUUAAGAUUGAUUGAUUUUCAAUCGAUGCAUGCAGAAAUUGCUCCUUGAUGAGCAAAAAAACCUUCUUCUAGAUUGUAGACCACCUUUGGAUAACAAACAAAAAAUAUCGAAAAUAAAGAGAUGAAAAUAAAAAUGAACAAAAGCAAAA
Molecule: messenger RNA, 3501 nt
Organism: Culex quinquefasciatus (southern house mosquito)
Lineage: Eukaryota; Metazoa; Arthropoda; Insecta; Diptera; Culicidae
Product: chromatin modification-related protein eaf-1
Source: RefSeq, a predicted model, not a curated record